Eimeria necatrix is the source of this 885-nucleotide messenger RNA. RefSeq lists its product as hypothetical. Gene Ontology annotation, molecular function: zinc ion binding; nucleic acid binding. The record is from RefSeq and is a predicted model, not a curated record. The transcript has 3 exons. Lineage: Eukaryota; Apicomplexa; Conoidasida; Eucoccidiorida; Eimeriidae. Bases 1 to 885 code for a protein of 294 amino acids.
AUGUCAGUCAACAAAAUCGGCUGCCGGACGCCAGCCCAUCAUCACCACGCGACUCCGAAGCCCGCCAUGGAAGAGCGGCCGCAUGGGCAUAAGGAGGACCCCCCGCAAGUGAUACCUAUGACCAAUGUUACGCCAGGGGACAGUCCCUUCGUCACGUGGGACCAGUUCCAGUACGCUAUGAGUGUGAUAAGAACUGUUAUAGGGGGGACAGUGGAAUCCGGCGCAACGAUUCCCAUACUACCAGAAGACGGCAGCACUAUGCAGGCCUUUCUGCUGCGCAUCGAGCGCCGGUACACCCAGAUGGGAUUGGAACCGUGCGAGUGGGGAAAUGCACUUAUAGACCACCUUGUGGGCCUGGCUCUAACGUAUUGGAUGUAUCUACGGAGAACUAUUGACCUAAACGGCUGGGCGACAGUACAGCGCAGGCUUUUGGAGCGGUUUGACAAAACAAUGUCGCAGAGUCAAUUGCUAACGGAGUUGGCUAAAGGUCGCGGACAUCCGGCACGUGUCUGCCCCAGCAAAGGGGAACGUACCAAACGUCCGGGGGAAAUGUGCAAGAAGUGUGGCGGUGUCGGACACUAUGCUCGGGACUGUCCUACGUAUGAACAAGGCCGGCCCGACCCGGUGGACAAGAGCAGCCCUAAUGCCAUUCCAGUCUCCCUUGAGUGGGGAAACCAACUCCUCCGCACUGCGGAAAGAACUAAUACGAGCGAUGGGCACGCGGAAGGGACUCAGCCGCUUUCGGAAACGCGGCGGGAGUCUGGGUCAGCGUCGAUCCUGAGUGAAGAGACUCCGGACGCGACGGCGGAUAGUCGCAGGAAGUCUGCAGAGCCAACAGAAGACGGCUAUAGGUCAGACGCGACAGAGAUUGUGCCACACUGGUAG